ACGACACACACACGCCCCUCUGUGGGCUGUGGCGGCAUCAAAACGGGACAGACAGGACUGCACUACAUCACUGUCACCCUGUGUUAAUCUGACACGCUGCUGUUACUUGUUAAUAUACUGAAUUAAGUGAUACACCGACCUGCCCCCUCUAUACACAAACUGAGACGCUGUUGGUGAGACGGUACAUUUGUAGUUCUUCCGGACUACAAAUUUAACCAUGCGCCUACCCGGAAAUGUGGCUCAUGUUGACGCUCCGGCUGCUGUGUAGUCUGUCAGUCCUCAUGAGUGCUGCAGCAGAGGUGUCUAAAGGUUCACAGACUCAAACACUGCACCUGCAGCUCCUCGGGGAUGUGACCUCACUGUUGUAGACGUCAUCAGCAUGGUCAAGACAUGUCAAGGACAUGUGGUGAGACCAUGAACAGCUGGGCACGUUAUCUCAUCUUUUUCCAAUACAUGGGGACAAGAUACAAUGGUGCAGUGAAAGUGCCUCCACAUCAGCUGCAUAAGAAAGGGGUCCAGGACCACUUGGAGGAUGCAAUAAGGCGGUUGAGGCCGGUUAACCCGGUGUCUUUGUCAGUCUCCAGCAGGACAGACACGGGCGUCCACGCCCUGUCUAACUCUGCCCACUUCGACCUCCAACGCAAGAACGAUAAGCCGCCGUUUAGUGAAGACAUUCUCGUCCAGGCCCUUAAUUUUCACCUGAGGACGGAGCAGAUCAGGGUCACCCGUGCCUACCGUGUGCCUGACAACUUCCACGCCCGUUUCCGUGCCCAGUCACGGACCUACGUCUACCGGAUAGCUUUGGGAAUCCCCCACCAGUCUCUGCUUCCCCUCACAGACUAUGAGCUCUGCUGGAACCUCCACAACAUGGAGCUGGAUGUGAGGGCCAUGCGUGAGGCUGCGGCCCUGCUGGUUGGGGUUCACGACUUCAGCAGCUUCAGGGCUGUCAACUCUGACAUAUCUUUUAAAAGCCCUGUGAAGACGCUGGAUGUGGCCAGCAUACAGCCAGGAAGCUCCUUUGUACAGACACACUUCCACAGAGAGAUACCAUUCUGGGAGCUGACUUUUACAAGCAGAUCUUUUCUCUAUAAACAGGUACGGAGGAUGACUGGGGCCUUGGUGGCGGUAGGCCAGGGGCAGCUUUCGGUUCCCCAGCUGAAGGAGGUACUGGAGGCUCGGGACUCUCUGGCCUACCCACAGGGCAUCAUUGCUCCAGCCCAUGGCCUCUUCCUCGCCAGAGUGGACUACAAAGAGACAGAUCUGCAGUUUUCACCGCAGCCAUCAGGAGAUCAAUUUAUCUCCAGUGGAAAUGUGGAGGAUUAAUUCUACUUCAUUCAUCAUAUUGAUAAACUGGAUUUUUUUAUACUACUGUAUGCAAUGAUUGUAAUAAAAGUUUUGUAUUUAUAUUUUUUCUCAUGGCACUUCACUUUGAGUCAACGUCCAUACUUGAUGAAUCUUUUUUUCCGACACAAAUAAACAUUAGAGCACAUACAGAUGAACAUCUACAUGUUCUUUUAAUUCAACAUAUUAAGAAUACAUAACUGUGUCCAUGAACGCAGCUCAGCUACAGAAUACCACACACCUUGAACCUAUCAUUGUCUACACAUGACCUUCAGGUUACAACAGACAACUUGCUUCAAGCCUAGUUAGGCAGUAUUAUUCCUAUGUAUACAUGUAUGAACUGGGUUUUGGUAGAUUCUGACAAUCAUCAAACGAGGUUGACAACAUGUGGAGAAGAGUGUUAAGUUCUAUAGCCAAAACUGCAUUGUGUGUCCAUGGCUCUUGUACAGUGGUAUUACAUUAUGGAUCAACAAAGUGCACACACUCUCACUGAUAAUGUAUACAUCCAAAUGUCCAAAUAAAACUGCAUACACUGCUUCAUUACCCCAAGGUUUUCACAGACCAUUCUUGUGGAUUUUCAUCACACUCUCACUUGCUUCUAAUUUGGCUGCAUCUGCUCAUUGAGUGAUUUUUCAGCAAGUUGUCUGUAAACAGUCCAUUAAAAGCAGACUACCACCAGCAAGUCUUUCUAGUGCUUGGUGGCAGCCAGAUGAGGUUUAUACAAGGUUCAGACUGACCAAUCACCGCCCUUAACGUUCCAGCGUGUUGAUCAAAUACACCAGACAUCGCACCGUUUCCAGAAUUUUCGUACAGUCACCCACUGAUGCAAGGUUAACUGAUUUAGGCUCACUGUGUUCGAAGUGCUGCAUCUGUCAAAAUUGAGCCUCAUGAGGAAUGUUUUUGCACUUCUUAGAAGUGUCCAUAAUUCAGUCACACUAUGUCUUUGACCUAAUUUUUUUUUUUUUUUAAAUAU
Larimichthys crocea (large yellow croaker) is the source of this 2314-nucleotide messenger RNA. RefSeq names its product pseudouridine synthase like 1 (gene pusl1). The transcript has 8 exons. NCBI's taxonomy places the organism in Eukaryota, Metazoa, Chordata, Actinopteri, Sciaenidae. Gene Ontology annotation, biological process: tRNA pseudouridine synthesis. Gene Ontology annotation, molecular function: pseudouridine synthase activity; RNA binding. Bases 391 to 1323 code for a protein of 310 amino acids. The record is from RefSeq and is a predicted model, not a curated record.